CGUGGACGCUAGGCUGAGUGGGGGCGGCCAAACCGGUGUCAGACUCAGUUCGCAAACAGCCGAGGCCGUGCAAGAUUGUGUUUCCGAACGCGACUUACGGGCGGUUACCGAACGUAAAAGAAAUGUCAGUUCACCCCGAUAUUUUUCGGCGGCCUACAUAAAUCCUUCGAUUUUUUGAACAAUAGUGUUUUCGUGCUAAUUAUGGAACAAUGAAACUGUGAAUUUUAAUUGAUUAUUACCGAAUCCCGUCGCGGAGUUUAUGUGAAUUACCAUUUUAUUGCAAAGUUAUCGAUGUUGAAUGUGUUUUAUUAACCCAGUUGCGUACACCGUAACAAAAUAAGUUUGUAAUCGAAAUUCUGUGAAGUCUGUACUGUUUUCUAGUUGGAAAAUGUCCUGUGACUCGGUGUAUUAGUAAAUUAAAGUUGUUGUUAAACGGAUCGUUGGCUGUUGUGACCUUAUUCGAGUGGAUUACGUUUAUACAAUUUAGUUAUGACCUUCUAAAUGAAGGAGUCUUAUCCUGAUGAAAUUAUGCUCUGUUUCGUCCAAGGGUUUGGUGAGAGUGCGCGUGGGUUUAACAAGAACCGUGAGAUUGAUGGCCAUGUGUCAGAGGCUUCUUUAAAGUAUAGGAAGCAGAGCAAAAGAGUAUCACUUCAAGUCGAGAGUGGUGUGGUUGAGGAGUCUUUAGAGUUAGAACCUAAGAAGUCACAGGCGUUAGUGACUGGCAAGUCUUUGAGACUGUCAUCUGGAGGUCGCUUUCCAGAGGUAAAAAGGAGCCUGAGCGACCGAUUCUCAGUCAUCACCGAUGCUGGAGGGAAGAGGCCAGCCAAAGGGCUCUUGACCAUUAGAAAGACUUGGUCAACCGGCAAUUUCGCGGCUGGCGCGGCGGGUGGCGGGUGUGGGGCCCCGCGCUCCGCUCCCGCCACCCCGCUGCAGCUCGAACCACACCCUCGAUCCACUAAGCAUGAUAAACAAGCCAUAAAGCCUUUGUCGGGUUCAGCGCCGUCCGUACGCGCUCCACCGCCUAGUGCGACGGGUACCGGUGAUACGACAGACGGCAAGCAACCAAGCAAGUCACGACAGAAAAAGUUCCAAAGGCACUUUCCUCAAGUAGGGCCUGAAGAGAAGGUGCUCAAUUAUUAUUCAUGUGCCCUAGUCGGCGAUCUGCUAUUGCAAGGUCAUCUGUACAUCACCAAGAACUACUUCGCUUUCUACUCCAAUGUGUUCGGAUAUGUGACCAAGUUACUAAUCCCGAUAAUAUCAGUACUCCGGAUAACGAAGGAGAAGGUGGCCCGUAUAAUCCCGAAUGCAGUGGGUGUUUGCACGCGCGAUGAGAGGCACGUGUUCGGGUCCCUGCUGUCGCGGGAUUCCACCUACAAGCUGAUGAUGCACGUAUGGAAAGCCGCUAGAGCACCUGAACAAGCUGUGCCUAAACCACAGGACCUCCGAGCAUCGGAAGUAGAAUUAGAAGUAUCCGAGUAUUCGCCUGAAGACGACAGUAGUUCUGCGGGCGGAGACCAACCUGAUGCCGCCUCACCGCCUGUCAGACGGGAGUCAGAAGCUAUUAUAGCUGCAGCGGGUGGCGCGGCGGUGAUCCAGCCGGCGCUGCUGACGGGCAGCGCGGGCACGACGCGGACGGCGGGCCGCUGGUGGCGCCCUCUGCUCGCCAUACUCGCCCUCUUCCUCACGUUCACUGCAUGCGUACUUGCUUACAAAUUGUAUCAAGCUUCUUACCAUUCACAGGAGGAUAUAGUAAAAUUAUCGGGCGAGGAGUUAUAUUCCGAGCUAGUGCGAUGGCGAGCGCGGCUGCACGGACGGGCCGCGAACGAACUUCACUCAUUCCUAACCACCAACCUUUUGUUACUUACUAAGGUAAUUUAUUCAGUCAGACAAUCCCUAGAAGCGCUAUCGGGCGUGAUACUAACCGAUAUGGCUCAAUCAGGCACCAUGGACCUCAACAUGGACCUUAAUCUAGACGUGCCCAACGAGACCCUGUUCAGUUAGCGGGCGACCAAUGGGACUGCACACCCAGGUGACCAGGUUAUACAGCAUUGUAAUUAGGCAUGCUUAGGGUUGUCGUACACAUCGGAAAAUAAGUAUACAGAUAGAUGCAUUUAUAAAAUUAUCCGAGAUAUCCGCAAAUUAUUUAUUUAUCCGAGUAUCGACAACCCUGAGUACACUUCAUGCUAUAGUAACGCGCUACUGUCAGCGCUAGGGUUAUCACUGCGUGGAUAUCUCUCCGAGGAAAUUAUUGUAUUUAGUUCGACAGCUGUGCUGCAAUCCGACAAGGAAACGCUUUUCCAUGUCUCAGUGAGACGGAAGUGAUACUAGUUUUUAUUUAUUUAUGCAAUUAUUCUGUUUUAAAGUAGUCGCGGAUACAUCCGCCAUUUUUGGUCUCAAAGAACAAUGAACCUCUGUGAAGCGACAAAGAAAUAUAAUAUGUAUGUUGAAUUUAUUAUAUUGUGAGGGAACGUGUAAUAUAGGUGUCCAAAUAUUUAAGAACUAAUUGUCUAAGUAUAUGACAGUACCCACAAAGUGUAUAGGUAUUAUGUGGUUAUCUAGUGACACAAUUACCCCGUUCUAUGCGCUUAUAACAAUUAUUUAUUAAUAUUGGACCCGAAGUUAUAAUUUUUAUUAUAUAACUAUGCAUUUUAUUCGAAAAGUAAUUGAACGCUCGCUUCAUUGUUGAAUAUGUUUUAUAAACAGUGUAAUCAUGAUAUAUACCAAAUAAUAUUCGCGUCUUCACAUGUCUAUGUUUUAGAUGUUUUUGUAAACGCAUCGUUGUUUUAAUGGAAUCAAGUUCUUAUUAAAUUAUGUUCUUGCUGAAAUAUUUUGCUUUUUGUUUAACUUUUACUAUGUUGCUGAUACUACCGACUAUGAUAAUGUUCAAUCAAAAUGAAUGACUAAAUUGUUAUAUCUAAAGCGUACAAAAGA
This is a messenger RNA of Spodoptera frugiperda (fall armyworm), 2931 nucleotides long. RefSeq names its product GRAM domain-containing protein 2A. The record is from RefSeq and is a predicted model, not a curated record. Gene Ontology annotation, molecular function: sterol transfer activity; sterol binding. Gene Ontology annotation, biological process: intracellular sterol transport. Bases 502 to 2001 code for a protein of 499 amino acids. Lineage: Eukaryota; Metazoa; Arthropoda; Insecta; Lepidoptera; Noctuidae. Gene Ontology annotation, cellular component: endoplasmic reticulum-plasma membrane contact site; endoplasmic reticulum membrane; plasma membrane. The transcript is spliced from 9 exons.